Messenger RNA from Dermacentor andersoni, 1486 nucleotides. NCBI's taxonomy places the organism in Eukaryota, Metazoa, Arthropoda, Arachnida, Ixodida, Ixodidae. The record is from RefSeq and is a predicted model, not a curated record.
GCGUUGUAACCGCAAGCACAGGCCGAAGCAGUGCCCAGCAUUUGGAAAGAAAUGCUAUGUGUGCCAAGGUGUCAAUCACUUUUCUAUGUGCUGUAGGAAGUCGACAGAAGUGAGUGAAGUCAACAAACUUCAAGAGAGCGAUUUUGAUGUCCUAGAUGUCUGCAGUAAAGGUGGAAAAACCAAUGAGUGGACUGUAAAUGCUCAAGUUAAUGGUCAGGGAAUUUCCUUCAAGAUAGACACGGGAUCACAAGCCAGCCUUUUGCCGUUUUCAGUCUAUCGGAAACUACCAUCAAAUGAACUACAGCCGACAAGCACAGUGCUGCGGGCGUAUAACGGCGGUGUCAUAACGUGCUUUGGGACAGUGUCGAAAAUUGUGCGUGUUGGAAAUGCACACACUCCGGUGAAAUUUUUCAUUGUAAAAAAUGGUCGCCAGCCCAUACUGGGACUAGAAGCCAGUGAGUCCUUGGGACUGGUGCACCGUACUGUGGAUGCUGUGAACGCGGCUUCUGUAUAUGGUCCUCUGAACGAUUUCAGACAUGUCUUCGAGGGACUUGGUUGCCUGAAGCAGCCCUAUCACAUGGUCCUGAAACCUGGAGCAGUACCGGUUGUCCAGCCAGCUCGUCGUGUUCCUUUGGCCCUGGAGGAGCCUCUCAAAGAUGAACUCGAAAGAAUGGCGCGGGCUGAAAUCAUCGUGAAAGAACAGGAGCCUACUGACUGGGAGUCCGGGGACGACUUCUGGCAAGGACUACUGGCUUAUCGCUCAGCUCCACUUGAGGACGGGCGAUCUCCUGGUGAACUGUUGCAAGGGAGGCGCCUUCGAGCCAAUCUUCCCGACUUCCAUGAAGUACCCUGCACAGAGGUGAAAAAGCACUGCCAGCACGCACAAGGCAAACCAUUGCCGAAGCUUUCUCGAGGGGACGUAGUACGGCUGCGAGGAACGAGAACGUGGUCCCGGAAAGCGAGGGUAAGAGGCACACAAGCUCCAAGGUCCUACCAGCUGGUAACCGAAGAUGGGCAAGUUCUGCGGCGCAACCGCAAACACCUCAUACGAACGGAUGAGCCGUAUGAUGAGACAAGCAGCGAAGACGGGGACGACACAACCGAAACGAGCACGCCUGUCGACAACCCUCAGGUACCUGCAAUGCGUUCUUCGGCCGGAUCAACAUCGCAGGCUUCGGAAUCGUCCCGAACGACUGAUGGGGCACAACAGUGCCCAGCCAACACAGAAGGAAGGCCAACACCGGAUUCGGUGCUGACCCCAGCUCCGAGAAGAUCGUCCCGGAACACUAGACCGCCGCAACGCCUUCGCUAUGACGAGGCAUUUAAUCAAAUUGCUUAACUAAUGUCAAGAGUCUGUUUUGUUUGUUUACAUGGAAGGAUGUAUCAGGCGCGUGCAUGACUGUGCGCCUGUUCCUGACAUGCGCGCUACGGUCGGCCCAUUAUCACUCGGUCGGCUAUAAAAGCAACACUUCCCAAUAAACCUGUG